Molecule: messenger RNA, 6695 nt
Organism: Camelus dromedarius (Arabian camel)
Lineage: Eukaryota; Metazoa; Chordata; Mammalia; Artiodactyla; Camelidae
Gene: ZFP92
Product: ZFP92 zinc finger protein
Exons: 5
Coding region: 405-1922 (505 amino acids)
Biological process (GO): regulation of transcription by RNA polymerase II
Molecular function (GO): RNA polymerase II cis-regulatory region sequence-specific DNA binding; DNA-binding transcription factor activity, RNA polymerase II-specific
Source: RefSeq, a predicted model, not a curated record
GCGUCUCCGGAGCGGCGCCCGGGGACGAGAUCGAGACCCAGCCGGGAGCCCCACCGCCUUCCGGGGGCGCUGCCCUGGAAGGCUUCUCGGAGGCGGCGGCCUUGACCUCGGGCCUGCCAGGGGGGUGGGUUGGGGAGGAGGGAAGGACAGCCCCGAGGCCCGCGAGCCCCAUCUCCGCAGGUGGCGAGAGGGUGAGGGAGCUGCGGCGGCAACAGCCUGGACGCCCUGGGAGGUGGCGAGCACGAGAGCUGCCGACCGGCCCUCGGGGCUGCCCCUCCCUGGGCGCCGGGGAAAGGCAGCCCAUAUUUCCCAGUUUCUCUCCUCCGAGUGAGGUUCGCUGCAGACUCUGGGGCUGGCGAGAGAGCAUCCCGUCGCCCAGCCACUUGCGUCUCCGUGGCCCUGUGAUGGCAGCCGUGCUCCUGAAGGCCAGACCCAAGGUGCCAGUAUCUUUUGAAGACGUGUCCGUGUACUUCACCAAGACAGAAUGGAAGCUCCUGGAUUUCCGACAGAGGGUGCUCUACAAGCGGGUGAUGCUAGAGAACUACCGCCACUUGGUGUCACUGGGGUUUUCAUCCUCCAAGCCUCACCUGGUCUCCCAGCUAGAGCGAGGGGAGGGGCCCUGGGUAGCAGACGUCCACAGGAUGGGGGCCGUCACAGGGAUGCAGACAGGUGACAGGAUAAAGAACAAGACGUCGAUGUCAAAGCAGAAAGAUUGUCCAAAAGAACUCGCAGGGGCCGGUCUCCAGGGUGGCAACAAGGGCCAGGUAGCUGGGCCGUCAGAGGAGACACUUGAUCACAGACGGAAACACGCUUGUGGUUCAGAGACAGGUUCUGGCAGGGGUGACCAUCCCCGGGAGAAAGGCCAAGGCAGCUCCUGGGGUGACGGAAGAGAGACACCAAGAAGCAGCCAUGGUGGCAGGCAGGAUUCCGUUCUAAGGCAGCAGGGCUCCAAAGGCGCCGACAAGCGGUUCCUGUGUCAGCAGUGCGGGAAAUCCUUCAGCCGGAGCUCCAACCUCAUCAAGCACCGGAUCAUCCACAGCGGUGAGAAGCCCUACGAGUGUGGCGAGUGUGGGAAACUCUUCCGGCGCAGCUUCGCGCUCCUGGAGCAUCAGCGCAUCCACAGCGGCGAGAAGCCCUACGCGUGCGGCGAGUGCGGGAAGACCUUCACACGCAGCUCCAACCUCAUCAAGCACCAAAUCAUCCACAGCGGCGAGAAGCCCUACGAGUGUGGCGAGUGCGGGAAACUCUUCCGGCGUAGCUUCGCGCUCCUGGAGCACCAGCGCAUCCACAGUGGCGAGCGGCCCUACGCGUGCAGCGAGUGCGGGAAGGCCUUCAGCAGGAGCUCCAACCUUAUCGAGCACCAGCGCACCCACAGCGGCGAGAAGCCCUACACGUGCAGCCAGUGUCCAAAAGCCUUCAAGGGCAUCUCCCAGCUCAUUCACCACCAGCGCAUCCACAGCGGGGAGAAGCCGUUUGAGUGCAAGGAGUGCGGGAAGACCUUCCGGGGGCGCUCGGGCCUCAGCCAGCACCGGCGGGUGCACAGCGGGGAGAAGCCCUACGAGUGCAGUGAGUGCGGGAAGACCUUCAGCAGGCGAUCCAACCUCUUCAAGCACCAGGCUGUGCACAGUGAGGAGAGGCCCUACGAAUGUCUAGAGUGCGGGAAGAUGUUCCGCAACAGCUCGGUCCUCCAGGAGCAUCGGAGCACCCACAGCGGCCAGGGGCCGCGCGCGGGCAGCGACUGCAGCAAGGCCUUCAAGGGGAAGUUGCCGAAAACUCGCAGUGGAAGAAAGCUCUCGGAGGGGAGCGGCUUGGAAAAGGCGCCGGCCUCCUUGGGCCUCGGAAGACCCGCUGCAGAGCCCCGCCCCGAGGACGAGAAACACUGGUCAGACUCCGAGGGCGCGGCUGUCCCCAGUGCAGACUGAUGGGCUGCUCCGCGGGAGGGCCAGGUUCAAACCGAGGGGCCUCCCGCCCCCUUCCAUUGGCUAGUUGGUGAUGCAAUUGAGGCACAGGGACUGGUCCUGGUGCGCGCGCUUGCGCGUGUAUGCCACGUGGGAGCUGCUGAAAGUGCUCUUGCCCCACACGCGUGGGGACCGCCCGCUGGGGGUGGGAGGGAGCCCAGUCUGGGAGCGCUCCUUGACUUGGGGAAGAGUGGUCCAUCUCCUCUCGUGGGGUUGUUCGCUUAACCCCAAGAUUUGUGAGUGUUUCCAGGUAGAAGACACUGAAAGCACUUUAAUUCUUUAAGAGCCUAUAGAUGGAAGAGACCAGAGGGACUUCAGAAUUGAGGGCUCUACAAUUCGACUGUGACUUGACUGUAACAUCACCUAAAAUUCAUCAAGAAAUGAUCUGGAGAAGGACUCGGGCAGCUGUGCUCACUCGUGGACUGCUUGCUUGCACUGGUCUUGUCAGCCCGCAGGGAGUGGUGUCUCCCUGGAAGGAGGGCACGUGACCCCCUACUAUUGCGUGCAGCAGUGGUCCAUUCGUUUUCCAGGCCAUUCAUCCUUGUGCCUGAAAGCCUCCACCUUCCUUGGGCGUCCCCAGCUGCUUCUUGGAGGAGCAGCACCUGGGCCCCAUCUUCUCAGAGCUCUAGGAAGUUCUAGGGGAUGGUUAGCCUGGGCCCUGAGGAGAGAAUGAGGCCUGGGGACUCUUGCCUUCUCCUUCCCAAGAGGAACCCGUUGGCUCUGGACCCGCACAGGAGUGGGCUCCAGGCCAGACGUGGAAGCCUGGCAACACCUGCCUCCAGCUGCCCCGCUGCCUUUGGUCCCCUCCAUGCCCACCGGGCUGGGGGCUCUCUGCUGCCUUCAGACCCUGUCUGCAGAGGCCACGCCCCUCUCUGCCUGUCCCCACCACCCUCAGUGCCUCCAGCUUCAAACUUAGCUGCUCCCCCUCUGGCAGCCGCCCCUUGUGGCUGGUGCCUUCAGGAGGGAAGCAGGACCCAUUAGAAAUUUGCCCAGAGCGGAGGCGCAGUGGUUUUCGUGCCUCAGCUCUGUCUGUCAUGUGACAUUUCUGAACCCAUCAGAGGUUCUGUCGCUUCGAAUGUUUUUGCAUGCAGGGAUAAUACAAGUUGAAGAUAGAGAUGUUUGCCACAUGAGAGUGUCAGGGAACCACUCCUGAAAUGAGAGUCCCCCAACCCUCCGAGAAGGCCUCAGGCAGGAGAAGGGAGGCCUUUCCAGGUCCAACACCCUGCAGCGGGCUGCAGGCCAGCCCCUCUUCUCACGCCUCCCCCCACCCCCGAGCCCCAGGUAGACAGCGUGGGCCCUUACAAACUUCACUGUAAGCAAAGGGAGACUCGCCAGCAGACAGCUGAUGCUGGGGGUGGGGUGUGCGGGCUGGCAACGUCUGGCAAGCUCCGUCCUGCUCCACCCACGCCGUCCCCAGAGCUGGGACCAAGGGUUUUGCCCCUUGCUGUUCUCAGUCCAGCGUCCUGGUUGGCUCUCCAGCUCCUUCGAGCCCUCCUCACUGCCUAGGACUCUGGCUCUGUCUUCCGGACAGCCCCCGGGCAGGCAGGUGGCAGGUGUGCUGCAGGCCUCCUGCUGGGCACAGACAGGGUGGGUCAGAGACCAUCUAGAGAGGGUGGAAGACUCUGAAAUACAGGGUUCCUUCUGCGCCUGCUGCUUGGAGCUCGAGCUGCUUGGAUAACUCCAAAAGAGAGAUAGAGAUUAGAUAUAGUUAUAGAAGUUAUAUAUAGAGGUGGGGGGAGAGAAAUGAUUUUACGCACCUGUGACUCAUGGGAAAUUCUAGAGUUGUUGCAACUCGCUCUUAUUUUAUAGCUUCCUUCUGCUCUGUGUGACCCGUGCGUCUUUGAGCCCAGUCCUCUGUGCUUAAUGAAUACUUGGGAAGUCACUACUGCCCCCGAGCGCAUUGCACUCAGGUCUAGGCCAUAGUCAGCUCCAGCCUUACCUGAAUAUCUGCAACUUUGCGUUUUCCAGUAGAAGGAGAAGUAGUAGGAACAGUGCCUUUGGGAUCCAUGGCGAGGUCCCUGGGAAGCACAUGCUUACUGAAGCACAGACACUCUUUGCUAAGGCAGCAGGAGACAGCCCCACGCAGGGCAGGGGACAGUGGCCAGAGCCAUGCACUUGGGCUGCAGUCUCAUUUUUGCUCAGCCGUGGCCUGCAGGGGGUUUGGGCAGCAGUUGGUGCACAAUGGGACCUGGGAAGAGCGCAGAUCUGUGGACUCCGAUGUCUGUUUCCAUUGCUCUAGUAAGUGAAAGACUUCGCUCCUGCAGGCUAGUCAGUAACCAACUUUUAAUAAAGAGUGGUAUCUUCCCAAUAUAACGUCAUCCCAUUGGUUCUACUGGAUAAGCUAACUUGAUUCUUUACCGUGAGCUCCUUUUUUUCACCUUGGGACACACACCCAAAGAUGACCAGAUGGGGGAGGGGAGGAGUAAUGUCCAGGUGUUUUCAGAAGAAAGGGCAUUUGCCGGAGAGAUGUCUGGCACUUGUGCUCUGGUUUUGGGGUGUCCUGAAAAGAUCCGGAAUCCCCCAGUGCUCACCUAGAUAAGUGACUUUUCUAAUAGUAAUGUAUCUUUUGUUUGUCGAUUCUUGGUCUAAUUUCACUCUUCUUUGUUAGAUUUUCGCUCUAAAGCAAUUUUGAGUGUCAUUUUCUUCUAGAUCAUGUGUGCAACAGGAACUGAAUGGGUAUGGCAUGAAAUACAAGCCAAGAGAGUGUCUGGAAGAAUGCUUGUGUAGUUCCUUCCCCAGUGCCUUGAAAUCGGGCUCCACCACUGGCUUUUCUGAUGGACUGCUGGAGUGUAAAAGCUGAAACUACUGGGGGACAUCCUGCCUGCUUUCCAGGCUCCAUUCCCCCCAGCAACUUCCCUGGAUGUCAGCCCCUUCACACCGCUGGACUGGCCUCCUGCCCCAGAGACGAUCCUGCAAGAGACUGGAUCAGCCCGUAUGUAGCACCUUAUUUGCCGUUUGAAACUUUGGCCACUUUUCUAAAGCUGUUUACAUGCCAUGACAGUAUCUCCAUGUAAUGAGUAAACUGUCCUGACCCAAUUCAUCUACUUUGCAUGCAAACAAAUAAGGAAGGUCUGAGUGUUGACCUUGGAAUGAGCCUUCUGGCGGAGACGGCCUCUCCUGAUGGUUUGAAGUAACCAGCCAGCAGUUGGGUGGAAAGUGUCAGGGAAGGUUGCACACCCAGAUGGUGGGGGCACGCCAAGAGGGUAUGUCUGGGUGCCCUGUGGCCCCUGCGAAGGUGAGGUGGGAACUUGGGAGUCGAGCUGCACAGGGAUCGAGCCACCCAAGGCUGCUGGGACACCAUGACUCCGAGACCUGGGAGGGCAGAGUGCCACAUCGGACCUCUGAAAACCACAGUCUGGAUGGCGUCUUAGAACCUUUGCUUAGAUGCCUGCAAGACUUGCUUUGUUUUGUGAAGCUGCCACGUGCCUUAAACAAAGAAAUACGUAAGGGCUGUGCUUUCCAGGGAAGGAAAAAGCAGGCCUGUGAAGGGGGCUCUUGGAGGAUUCUGUUACCAUCGUCCCUGAACAUCCUUAGCUUCUAAGGAUGCCCCAGACAGAGGCAACUCUUCGUGAACCAUUCAGGAAGGGCCAGGACCCUUCACUCCCUUCCUCAGCGGGGAAGUGGGUGGACUACAUGGCCAGCUUUCAGUUAGAGAUGCUAAGUCUACACCUUGUUAGGUAGCAAAGUGUGACAAGCAGUGCCUCAAGGCCAGGGAAGGAGUAAGGACUGGGUGAACUCUCAAGACAGGAAGUAGAGGUCAAGGGGCUCCUGGGGGGUGGAAGGAAGAACAGGGGGCAUGUGGUGCAUUGAGGAAUCCGAGAACGACAGAGGACUGUCUGUAGGGAAGUCGUGGGGUAAAAAGUCAUUAGAACCAGGGUUCAGAGAGCCAGGGAUGCCAGACAAAGACGUUUGGUCUCUAACUGGUUCCUGAAGAGGAGCAUUUUUUAAAAUACAGAAAUAUUGUAAGAUCAAGGAAGAGAAGUCGAUGCAAAUGACAACUGUUGGAGUGUGUGAAUUUACACAUAGAUGGCCACCAAGUUUCCACACCGUAGCCAUCUAGAGCGUUCUGAUGCUUGUGGGUGUUGACCUGUGGGAAUGGGUGACAGCACUCCGCCACCCAGGAUACUUUGACACGAGCAGCCUUAACUGACGUUCUUGGGAACUCCCACUCACCCUGGUACUUACCUAAACCAUCUGGUUUCCUCUUAUGCUACCACCAGUGUGUCUGUGACUUCAGUCUUUUUGAAGACUGCUGAUUCUUCAUCUUCCUUGACAGCCUUAUAAAGGUAUAAUUUCCACACAAGAAACUGCACAUACUUAAAGUGUACAAUUGGAUGAGUUUUGACGGGCAUCCACCUCUAAAACCAUCACAGCAAUGGACAUGGUGAACAUACAUCCAUCACCCCCGGAAGUUACCUUGUCCCGCCAGCGAUCCCUCCUCCCUGCCCCCUCCUCCCCCACACCCCAACAGCCACUGCUGACUGUAAGUGAGUCUGUGUUCCCUAGAACUCUGUGUAAAUGGAGUCCUGCAGUGCGCACUCUUUCCCCGGCCGCGCACUCAGUGGCAUGCUUUUGAUGUUCACCCAAGUUGUCGUGUGCAUAUCGAGCCUUCAUUUUCUCUUGCUGAGGACUAUUCCAUCGUCUGGAUGGACCACAAUACCUGUUGAAGACCUGUUUGUGGACAUUUGGGUUGUUUCCAGUUGGGGGCUGUGACAAAUAAAGCUGCUAUGAACAUUC